Cinclus cinclus is the source of this 3752-nucleotide messenger RNA. It is a transcript of the gene RBBP5, whose product is annotated as RB binding protein 5, histone lysine methyltransferase complex subunit. Lineage: Eukaryota; Metazoa; Chordata; Aves; Passeriformes; Cinclidae. The transcript has 14 exons. The record is from RefSeq and is a predicted model, not a curated record. Bases 17 to 1636 code for a protein of 539 amino acids. Gene Ontology annotation, cellular component: Set1C/COMPASS complex. Gene Ontology annotation, molecular function: protein binding.
CGGGAUCGGCGGCGCGAUGAACCUGGAGCUGCUCGAAUCCUUCGGCCAGAACUACCCCGAGGAGGCGGACGGGACGCUGGACUGUAUCAGCAUGGCUCUGACGUGCACCUUCAACCGCUGGGGCACGCUGCUGGCCGUGGGCUGCAACGACGGCAGGAUCGUCAUCUGGGACUUCCUGACCCGCGGCAUCGCCAAGAUCAUCAGCGCCCACAUCCACCCCGUGUGCUCGCUCUGCUGGAGCCGGGAUGGGCACAAACUGGUCAGUGCCUCCACCGACAACAUCGUGUCCCAGUGGGAUGUGCUGUCUGGGGACUGUGACCAGAGGUUCCGCUUCCCCUCGCCCAUCCUCAAAGUCCAGUACCACCCCCGGGACCAGAACAGGGUGCUGGUGUGUCCCAUGAAGUCAGCCCCAGUGAUGCUGACCCUGUCAGACUCCAAGCAUGUGGUGCUGCCCGUGGAUGAUGACUCUGACCUCAACGUGGUGGCCUCGUUUGACCGGAGAGGGGAAUACAUCUACACUGGGAAUGCCAAGGGCAAGAUCUUGGUCUUAAAAACAGACACUCAGGAUCUUGUUGCUUCCUUCAGAGUGACCACAGGGACCAGCAACACCACGGCCAUUAAAUCCAUCGAGUUCGCCCGCAAAGGGAGCUGCUUCCUGAUCAACACGGCCGACCGGAUCAUCCGCGUGUACGACGGGCGCGAGAUCCUGACCUGCGGCCGCGACGGCGAGCCAGAGCCCAUGCAGAAACUGCAGGACCUGGUCAACAGGACCCCCUGGAAGAAGUGCUGCUUCUCGGGGGACGGCGAGUACAUCGUGGCGGGCUCUGCCCGGCAGCACGCGCUCUACAUUUGGGAAAAGAGCAUCGGGAACCUGGUGAAAAUCCUCCACGGCACCCGCGGAGAGCUCCUGCUGGAUGUGGCAUGGCAUCCCGUCCGACCCAUCAUCGCCUCCAUUUCCAGCGGGGUGGUUUCCAUAUGGGCGCAGAACCAGGUGGAAAACUGGAGUGCUUUUGCCCCAGAUUUCAAGGAGCUGGAUGAAAAUGUGGAAUAUGAGGAAAGGGAAUCAGAAUUUGACAUUGAGGAUGAGGAUAAAAGCGAGCCAGAACAGACAGGAGCUGAUGCAGCAGAGGAUGAGGAGGUGGAUGUGACCAGCGUGGAUCCCAUCGCUGCCUUCUGCAGCAGUGACGAGGAGCUGGAGGAUUCCCGUGCCCUGCUGUACCUGCCCAUCGCUCCCGAGGUGGAGGAUCCCGAGGAGAAUCCCUACGGGCCCCCUCCCGACGCCGUCCCGGCCGCGCUGCCCGACGACGCCCUGGGCCCCGACAAGAAACGCCCCGGCUCCUCGGACGGGCCCCAGGCCCCCAAGAAAAAACCCAAAACCACCAACAUCGAGCUCCAGGGAGUCCCCAACGACGAAGUGCACCCGCUGCUGGGCGUGAAGGGCGACGGUAAAUCCAAGAAGAAACAAGCGGGCAGGCCCAAAGGAUCAAAAGGUAAAGACAAAGAUUCUCCAUUUAAACCGAAACUCUACAAAGGGGACAGAGGUUCUUUACCUCUGGAAGGAGGAGCCAAGGGUAAAGUGCAGGCGGAGCUGGGCCAGCCCCUCUCAGCAGGUGGUGCAAUCUCAGAGUUGCUAUGAAGAUUCUCCCUUCUCUCCCUGUCUCCUUUCCUCUCUUGGCUCCCCAGUAUGGAAACGCUGUGGAAUUCCCAGUCAGGACUGGCACAGACUGAAUUCCAUGGAUUCAGGGAGUGGUUUGGGGCAGGAAUGACUCUGGAAAGGGGAGCAGCUCCGUCCUCCUGCUGCCUCUCCGCGGAUCUGGAGAAGGCUCGGACUUGAGCUCCACUUGGGAAUUUUUUGGGACAAAUCCCUGACCCAAAGCAACCUGAGCCCCUUCCCUGCUACUCCUGAGCUUCUCCACUUUUUUAUCUCCCAAAAUCUCUCAUCAUUCCCGGAUGGAAGAGCUCCCCAGAGCGUGGAUUUGGAUUCCUGCCCGUGUCCUGCCAAGCCUCCCUUUUCCAGUUGGGAAUUCCCAUCUGGCUCAGCCCAUUCCUGCCCAGCUUUUCCCUGGCUCGUCAGGGCAGAGCUGCUGAUCCCAGCUCAGAUUUUCAGGAAUUUCCAGUGGGAUGUGAGGAGCUGAGGCCCCUCUGGAAUCUGCUUUGGUUUUGUGUUUAUUUUUCCCACUCUGCCGGUGGCAGAAGGAGCAGCUUUAGAUAAAAAUCUCAUUUUCCAAUGAUUUUUUUUUUUUUCCUCCCUAGCCUGUGAUUCCCAAAGAUCUGCUGGAAUUCCCUCCUGUCCUCUCCAGUGGUUUUGUUCCUUUUCUUCCCUAGGAAAUUCUCCAGGAAUAUCCAGGCUCCUCCUUCACUGGGAGAUAAAUUAAAACCAAUCUUUUUUCUUGGAGCUGAAACAGAACUUUUCCAAAGUUUUGGUUUUUUUGUUCUUUUUUUUUUUUUUUUUUUUUUUUUUUUGUUCCAUUUCUGGGUUAAGAAUGUAAACUGGCAGCUCAUUCCCAACCUUUUAUUCCUUCAGGAUUUCCUGGAGGAAUAGGAAUGGCACUUUCCCUGCCCAGCACCCAGAGCCUGGCACCUCUUAUCCCACACCAACAUCCUGAUAAAAGGAAAUUUCAUUCCUAAAUCCCUUUUUUUUUUUUUUUUCCCCUCAGACUUUGGAAUUUCAUUGUUCUCAGUGUUCCCCUGCAUGGAAUUCUUUGGAUUAUCAGGAAUUAUUUAAAUUUCCUGGGUGUGAAAAAGGUGGGGGGGAGAGAGAAAACAUUUUGGAAAUCAGAGGUUUUGAAAUUUUUUAAAACUUGGUGUUUUCAUUCCCAGCUUUGGUGACACUUGGCUUCAUUUUGGGAAAUUCAUGACCCCGAGUGUAAAAUUCCUGGUUUUUUUUUUUUUGUUGUUGUUUUUAUUUUAUUUUAUUUUAUUUUUUGGUUCUUUUUGCUUGUGGGGUGACUCUGCCAUGCCAAACCCAACCAGGGUUCUGGGCCUGACCCCCCCCAAAUUCAAAAUGCACAGGCCAAGGUUCUGCAGGUUGGGUUAAAACAUUGAAUUCACCCCAAAAAUCAGCUUCCUUCUGUACAGUGUAAAUGCCCUGCCUUGAUUUAUUCCCAUCCUUCCUUUAUUUCCUGCUUUAUUCCCAUCUUCAUUUCAUUUCCUGCUUUAUUCCCAUCUUUAUUUUAUUUCUCACAUUGUUUCCAUCCUUAUUUUCUGUUUUAUUCCCAUCCUUAUUUUAUUUUAUUUCCUGCUUUGUUCCCAUCCUUAUUUUCUUUCCUAUUUUAUUCCCAUCCUUAUUUUAUUUCCUGGUUAUUCCCAUCCUUACUUUAUUUUCUUUCCUGCUUUAUUCCCAUCUUUAUUGUAUUUCUCACUUUGUUCCCAUCCUUAUUUUAUUUCCCGAUUUAUUCCCAUCCUUAUUUUAUUCCUUGGAUUUGUACAAUAUUGGAUCAGCUCCUGCAGUGGUGGUGGUUCUGUGUUUGUAAAUAAAGAGGUAUCUUCCAUUUCCUAAAAUCUUGGUAAAUCUUGGCUUUUCCAUGGAAAAGUUGGGGGUUUCUGGCACGCUGGAAUUCGGGAAUCCUUCAAACACGCCGUGUUUGGGGUUUUUAGAGGAAUUUCUGUUGGUUUUAUUGAAGAGAGAGGAGUAAAUCUGGAAUAAAAACCAAACCCUGAGUGCUCCAAGAAUGGAAUUCCUGGAGAAUCCAUGGCUGCCCCAUCCCUGGAAGUGUCCCAGGCCAGGCUGGAUGGGGUUUUGGAGCACCCUG